AUUUUGCUUGGGAUUGAUGUCAGGCUGACUGGCCUGGACCACAUGAGGCCCUCUUCCAGUCCUCUGGAACCUCCCUCGUUUCCCAUGAUUUCAAGAAAAUAAUGGAUAGAGGUUCUGAGAGGUCUUCAGCUACUUCCUUCAGUCCUCUCAGAUGCAGUUCAUCCAGGCCUGGAGAGGAAAAUGAGAAAAUGUUUGGAAACAACUGAGCCUGAAGAAGGAAAGGAGAAGAAGGGAAACAAAAGAAUAAAUAAAUGGCAACAUAGAAGAAAUUGAAAAGCUGGGAAGAAGGAAUCCUGUGCUUCUCUGAGCUCCGCGGUUUCUGGGCGCCUGAACCCAUUAAUAAACAGAAGAAAAAGAACAGGAACAACCAAGUCUUUAAAGAAAUAGCAGGAGUAAGUCUAGCUGAAAGACAUGCUAUAGACUCCAUGUAGCAUGGGGUGGAUCCUGUAGGAAAAAAAUCAAAGAGCCCAUAUGGGAGAAAUACACGUUUUGUGGGAAGAGCUAUAGUUGGAAUGGAAGUCUUGAGUCAGAUGAAAUGGGGAGUGAAACCAUACCAAUGCCUGGAAUGUGGAAAGAGCUUCAGUCGGAUGGGAAAUCUACAUCGACAUCAUAGCAUCCACACAGGGCAGAAACCAUAUAUGUGUAUGGAAUGUGGAAACAGCUUCAAUAACAGCAGGUCAUAUACUACACAUCUAAGAACUCACACAGGUGAGAAACCGUAUAAAUGCAUGGAAUGUGGAAAGUGCUUCAGCGUCAGUAGUCAUCUUAGAUCCCAUCUAAGAACUCACACUGGAGAGAAGCCAUAUAAGUGCAAGGAAUGUGGAAAGUGCUUCAGCGUCAGCAGUAGUCUUAGGUCACAUCAAAGAACUCACACUGGGGAGCAGCCAUAUAAGUGCAUGGAAUGUGGAAAGUGCUUCAGCGUCAGCAGCAGCCUUAGUUUACAUCAAAGAACACAUACUGGGGAGCAGCCCUAUAAAUGCAUGGAAUGUGAGAGAAGCUUCAUCAACAGUGGUGCCCUAAACCGUCAUAGAAGAACUCACACUGGAAAGAAACCAUAUAAAUGCAUUGAAUGUGGAAAGUGCUUCAAUCGAAGCAGUAGCCUCAGUUCACAUCGAAGAACUCACACUGGGGAGAAGCCGUAUGAAUGCAUGGAAUGUGGAAAGCGCUUCAGUUUCAGCAGUAACCUUAGUUCACAUCAAAGAAUUCACACUGGGGAGAAACCAUAUAAAUGCAUGGAAUGUGGGAAGAAUUUCACUCACAGCAGUCAUCUGAGUUCACAUCUAAGAACUCACACUGGGGAGAAACCAUAUAAAUGCAUGGAAUGUGGGAGGAGUUUUAGUGGCAGUCGCCCCCUAAAAUGCCAUGAAAAAAUUCACUCCCCAAAUUAGGACCUACCGUAUUUUUUGCUCCAUAAGAUGCACCGGACAUUAAGACGGACUUAAUUUUUAGAGGAGGA
This is a messenger RNA of Pogona vitticeps (central bearded dragon), 1456 nucleotides long. The record is from RefSeq and is a predicted model, not a curated record. NCBI's taxonomy places the organism in Eukaryota, Metazoa, Chordata, Lepidosauria, Squamata, Agamidae.